CCAUUGAAUUUUCACGACAAGCUGCAAUCCGAAGAUCUGUGGUUGGGUUAUAGAUCCACGUUGGAUAGGACCUGCGGUGGUGGGAAAGUGAUUCACGACGGAGGGAAACAAGAUUUGCUGACUCUGGAGUUUGAGUUCAUCUUCUUUCACUCAAUUUUCGCCUAUGGUCACUUGGUGAUUCAUGUGGCGAGGUAUUUAAUAACUCAUAAAUCGAUCACCAUACCAAUGUUUAUGAGCCCUGGAUGCCUUGGAAUUUUACAAACUGUAGAGAUUGAUUGGAUGACUCCGCAUAUGUUAGAACUUAGAAGGGAAGCUCAAGUGAUCAUGGGUUCGGAUCCAGGGCAUGAGUUACUUAACGGAUAAAUCUCAUGUGGUGCUUACUGACAUAAAGCAAGUUCAUAUAGUCAUACAUACUCGAAAUUACUAUUCAACUGUGAUGGAGUUGAGGAAGAAACAAAGCAAGUUCUGGAAGGUGCCACUAAUUCAAGUUAAUACAGCCUAUAUUUUUGCUGGUG
Molecule: messenger RNA, 515 nt
Organism: Linum tenue
Lineage: Eukaryota; Viridiplantae; Streptophyta; Magnoliopsida; Malpighiales; Linaceae
Source: the annotation of a GenBank genome assembly